ACAACCACGCCCUCUGGUGGCGGUGAUGGGAGAUCCAACAUGGCGACUGGAUGGAAAACAGAUAUACAUUCGAACGUGAAAUUCAAAGAUACCGGCAAUCAAGAUGAUUCUUCAGAGAGUGAAAUUGAAACAGAACCUGCGAAAGUGUUCCACCGGCGCAUUUCUACGAACAAAGAGAUCAAGACUGCCACUGGUGCAUGCAAGGUGGCAUCUACCAAAGAAGGCUACCUCAUGAAACAAACAAAUUUUCAGAGAUGGAAAAGACGAUAUUUCAAGUUGAAGGGGAGACGACUCUACUAUGCAAAAGAUACCAAGUCUGUGAUCUACGAUGAAAUAGAACUGACAGAUCUUAGUGUAGCAGAAUGCAGUACCAAAAAUAUCAACCACAGCUUUCAGGUGAUAACACCAUUCAGGUCGCUUGUUCUGUGUACAGAGAGUCGGAGGGAGAUGGAAGACUGGAUUUCCGCACUGAAAACUGCUGCCAACAAGGAGUUCUACGAUAUAAGUGGCAAUGCCAGCCAGCGGGAGAUGAUGUCUGGCCAGCACAACUGGUAUGCCUGCUCCCAUGCUAGACCAACCUACUGCAAUGUUUGUCGAGAGGCAUUGUCUGGAGUUACCUCCCAUGGACUUUCAUGUGAAGUAUGUAAGUUCAAGGCUCACAAGCGCUGUGCAGUGAAGGCUGCAGCCAACUGUAAGUGGGCAACCUUGGCAGCUAUAGGCAAGGACAUCAUAGAGGAUGAGGAUGGGAUCGCUAUGCCACACCAGUGGCUAGAAGGAAACCUUCCAGUUAGUGCUAAAUGUAAUGUGUGUGAUAAAACGUGUGGCAGUGUGCUCAAACUACAGGACUGGCGAUGUCUCUGGUGUAAGGCCAUGGUCCACACAGCGUGUAAGGAGUACUUCCAGUCCCAGUGUCCCUUAGGCCAAUGCAAAGUGUCCAUUCUACCUCCAAUUGCCAUCAACAACAUAGAUUCGGACGGGUACUGGGAGGCCACUCGUCCAGCAGGAACCUCACCUCUCCUCGUAUUUGUAAACACUAAGUCAGGUGACAAUCAGGGAGUGAAGUUUUUACGACGGUUUAAGCAGCUAUUAAAUCCUGCUCAGGUGUUUGAUCUCAUGAACGGAGGACCUCACCCAGGGUUAAGACUAUUCCAAAAAUUUGACCAGUUCCGAAUCUUGGUGUGUGGGGGUGAUGGAAGUGUAGGCUGGGUGUUGUCGGAGAUAGAUACACUAGACCUACAUCGACAGUGUCAAGUUGGGGUGCUACCUUUUGGGACUGGCAAUGACUUGGCACGAGUGCUAGGGUGGGGAGCAACAUUUGAAGCAGAUACUCAACUGACUGUGAUAUUGGAAAAACUGGAACAUUCACAAAUCAAGAUGUUAGAUAGAUGGAGUGUAUGGACAUACGAGGGUACUAUGCCUCCCCCUCGGAAACUGUCUCAACAGUUUGACCCUAUAUCUGUGUAUGAAGACUCGGUCGCCAAUCAUCUUUCCAAGAUUCUACAUUCCGAAGAUCAUUCUGUUGUCAUUUCUUCAGCAAAAGUGUUAUGUGAAACUGUUAAAGAUUUUGUUGCCAAAGUUGGAGAAUCCUACGAGUGUAAUGUAUUGAAUGAGAAAUUAGAUAGUCUGCUCGUCACUUUAAAAGAAGAAGCUCAAGCAUCUACAUCGACAUCUCAGGUUCAGAUUCACCGUGAGGAGUCCGACCCAGUGAUAGAAUCUCCGGAUAAUGAUGUGGUUCCUGGAGAAAUUAAUGUGCCUCCCAAAACAAAAACUGCAAUUUUCAAACCCAGAGAUGCCUUGAUGUCCCGGGCUAAUAGCCUAAAGAAGGCAAUACGACAGAUAAUUGAACACACAGAGAGAGCUGUGGAUGAACAAAAUGCACAGACAGAACAGCAGCUUGGUUUGAUCCACGAGUCACGGUCUAUCGGUAGCACGGAGCAUCUCAACGUUGACUCCGGGGGUCGGGGCUUGGUAACAGACACAGAGACUUCACAUUCAGCUCCAACAUUCUCAAUAUUUACCUCCGAGGUGGCACCUGUCUCCCCGCUCCUCAACCCUCGUAAUUGUGAUGGUGAGCGAUCUCCGAGGAUUGAGGAGCCAACUACGUCCCGACGAAUCAGCAGUAUGAGUAUGUUUAACCGUACAUCUAGUCUAGGGUCUAAUUUGUCUUCACAGACCCGCGAAAAAAGUCCCAACAAAGAGAGCAUUCCUGUCCCAUUGAUGGGCUUCCCUUUCUGUGAUUAUAGUGUACUCCCAAGUUUAAGUAGCAGUAUCGCUGGUAAGCUGGCUGGUGGUAGCUUCAUCAGUAAAGUAUUACUGGCCAAUGCUGAUGCCUUGUGUGCCGCAGCCUCUCCUCUCAUGGAGGAGGAUAUUCCUCCAGAGGAGUACAUGGAGCGAUGUGUGAUGAACAACUAUUUUGGUAUAGGUCUUGAUGCCAAGAUUACACUUGACUUCCAAAACAAACGGGAGGUCCACCCAGAGAAGUGCAGGAGUCGAACAAAGAACAUGAUGUGGUACGGAGUAUUAGGUGGUAAAGAAAUCCUACACCAGACAUUUAAGAACCUUGACCAGCGUGUCCAGUUAGAGUGUGAUGGUCAGCGAAUACCCCUACCGUCAUUACAGGGCAUUGUCAUCCUCAACAUUCCAAGUUACGGUGGCGGAUCCAACUUCUGGGGAGGCACUAAAGAAGAUGAUACAUUCCAAGCCCCAAGUUUUGAUGAUAAGAUACUUGAGGUGGUAGCUGUGUUUGGUUCUGUACAGAUGGCCAUGUCAAGGGUCCUUGAUAUACAGCAGCAUCGCAUAGCUCAGUGUCGGAAGGUAAAGAUCACAAUCAUGGGUGAUGAGGCUGUCCCCGUACAGGUGGAUGGAGAGGCGUGGAUGCAACCCCCGGGCUACAUCCGCAUAGUUCAUAAAAACCGGGCUCAGAUGUUGACCAGGGACAGGGCGUUUGAGAGUAUUCUGAAGUCGUGGUCAGAGAAACAGAAGACUGAGAGGAUGACCAGUGUCCAGCCUGUAGCACUGUCCGAAGAGGAGUGUGUGGUUCUACAGAACUUCGUGGAUGUAGCCUCUGCUCUCAUUAAAUGUGUGAAAGUGGCAGCCCUGAACUAUAGUACUGUGGAACAGGAGUUAUUCCCCUUGGCUACCCAGGCGUCGGAAUACAUGGACAGGCUUUACCCGUCUGGUAGACUAGCUGAGCCAACAAUACGGAGCCAGGUGAUUGAUUUUGUCCGAAGCGUCCAGACUCUUUACAACGAGGCAAAUACAUUCCUCACAGACAAGGCCCCAGUGUUGAGACUUCAGCCCGAGUUAAUCGAUCGCCUUAGUGUAGCGCUGGCUCAGCUGGAGACAGAGCUACAGAAGAUGAACAGUAUGUGUGGUCUGCUGACGUCUGUAUCACACGCGGUGUCACAGGAGGAGGUCAGCAGUUCAUCUGUCCUAGAGAUCCCAGUACAACCAGUCGAACCAAAACGAAAGCCAGGCAAGCUAAAACAGGUGUACAGUAAACUAAAGGGCAAAGGUCGCGACAAGGACAAGGACAACAAAGCCUUCCCCUUACCAUUCCAUGUACAAUCAUGGACAUUGGAGGAGGUGGCUAUGUGGUUGGAGAACUUGUCUCUGGCAGAAUACAAGGAGUCAUUCAUUAGCCAUGAAAUACGGGGAGCAGAGCUCCUCUCUCUGGACAAAGGUGAUAUACAGGACCUCGGUGUAUCUAAGGUUGGACAUGUGAAGCGUAUACAACAAGGAAUUAAGGACCUAAACAGCAGACAACUCACCUGUAUAAAGGACGCCUCAUGACAACAGCAGACAACUCACCUGUAUAAAGGAUGCCUCAUGACAACAGCAGACAACUCACCUGUAUAAAGGACGCCUCAUGACAACAGCAGACAACUCACCUGUAUAAAGGACGCCUCAUGACAACAGCAGAUAACACACCUGUAUAAAGGAUGCCUCAUGACAACAGCAGACAACUCACCUGUAUAAAGGACGCCUCAUGACAACAGCAGACAACUCACCUGUAUAAAGGACGCCUCAUGACAACAGCAGACAACUCACCUGUAUAAAGGACGCCUCAUGACAACAGCAGAUAACACACCUGUAUAAAGGACGCCUCAUGACAACAGCAGAUAACACACCUGUAUAAAGGACGCCUCAUGACAACAACAGACAACUUACCUGUAUAAAGGACGCCUCAUGACAACAGCAGAUAACACACCUGUAUAAAGGAUGCCUCAUGACAACAGCAGACAACUCACCUGUAUAAAGGAUGCCUCAUGACAACAGCAGACAACUCACCUGUAUAAAGGACGCCUCAUGACAACAGCAGAUAACACACCUGUAUAAAGGACGCCUCAUGACAACAACAGACAACUCACCUGUAUAAAGGACGCCUCAUGACAACAACAGAUAACACACCUGUAUAAAGGACGCCUCAUGACAACAACAGACAACUCACCUGUAUAAAGGACGCCUCAUGACAACAGCAGAUAACACACCUGUAUAAAGGAUGCCUCAUGACAACAGCAGACAACUCACCUGUAUAAAGGACGCCUCAUGACAACAGCAGACAACUCACCUGUAUAAAGGAUGCCUCAUGACAACAGCAGAUAACACACCUGUAUAAAGGACGCCUCAUGACAACAACAGACAACUCACCUGUAUAAAGGACGCCUCAUGACAACAACAGAUAACACACCUGUAUAAAGGACGCCUCAUGACAACAGCAGACAACUCACCUGUAUAAAGGACGCCUCAUGACGACUGUAUUAGCUAUCUCCUUGAGGCGUCCUGCAGUUCAUACAGGCACAGUACUCACCCGUUCUGUUCAAAAUCUUCAAAUGAGUUAUUGUCUAACAUGAAGCUCUUACAAUUUUAUAUUAUGAAAUUAUAAGAGUUUUACGUAACCAUUUUUCAGAUGAUUUAUUAUAUAAUAAACUUCUGUUUAAGAUUUUUAGAGCAACAAAAUUUUAUAUUGUUGAUUUAAAAAGAUGUUUUUAAUUCAUCUUUUAAUAUUCUUAAAUUGUUGAUUAAUAGUAAGAAUCCUUAAUUAAUUUUGUGCUAAAGCUUUACUAUAUUUAUUUGUGUGGAAUGUAUUUCUUGAUGUCAAACAUUGCUACGUGUUCAAUAUGUGAAAAUGGCCAUUGACCUUUUAAGGUCAAGGUCUUUCAGGGUCACAUGUUUUGUUGAGGUCAAGACUAUUCCUAGAUUGUUUGAAUAAACUAUGUAUGUUGUGUCUGUGAAAUGGGAAUGUUCAGAUACAAAUUCUCCUCUGUUGUCAGGGAUAUCGUGAUUUUUCUGUCCCAACAUUAAAAAAGUCAAGGGAUAUGUAAUAAGACAAAGUCUAUCAAUGUUAAAGUUUGUAGAUGUUACUUCCAAAUGAAAUAUACCUGGUCUUGCACCCCUAUUUUCUGUGGCCAUGUAGACAAUGGACAUACCCAUUUGUACUAUUGGCUGUUAAAAACACUUUUUCCUCUAUAGUCACACCAUAGCCAAACAGUCUAAUCGCUACUAUACCAAUGUAAUCGUUCAUUUGUAGAAAGCUCUGUUUUUAAUUGUUAAAAUGAAAGUGAAUCGUGUUUAUAAAAUUUAGAAAUGAAAUCCUUUUGUCAUUUUGCAGCUUCUUUAAAAAAAAAUCACUUUCUCCAAAAACCAUUUGUUUAAGAGUAUAUGUCUAUAAAGGCAGCUUUAGAACACCUUUUACAGAGGGGCUGGGGGUGUGGAUUAGGAAAUCGGGGGUGGUGUCAUUCAUCCAGCUCACCUCUACUGUUCAUUCCAAAGAUCAUACCGGUUGUCAUACAUUAUAGAGACUUGAGGGAUAGGAUUGGGUCUUCCUUUCCUCACCCAGUCUUUAGAAGAUUCAUUCCAUACUUUACAGGGUAAUUUAAUUGUGUAUAUUCAAUAGUGUUUAGCCAGUCACUGUACAUCUAUCAACCUAAGACAAUCACUAUAAAUCUCACCCAUGUUCCUUUAUCAUGUUGUUCAUCACUGUCAUUAGGCAUCAAACAUUACUCAAUGUAUGUGUUUAUAUACAUUCAACAAGGUGUUAACAUAAUUACUAAUUAAGUCCUGAAUUCAGUUCAAAAACUUCAUGUGCAUAGAGGUAGGUUGUAAAAUUUAAGUGAGAAAAUUAAAGGGAGAUAACUCCCUGAAUUUGAUAAGAUUUCAGCUAGUGAUUGUGUCCCUUUAAAUGUAAAAUCUGUAUGCCAUUGGGAGAGAGCCAGUCAUUGUGUGUGAGCUUGUAUUAAGGUACAAAUGUAGUUUGUUAAACAAUGCAGGGGAGAUAACUCCUUGGUGUUGCUGAUUGAUUGUUAUACCUGUACAAAGGUGAGAGUGUUAUUGUUGUCUGAUUGAUUGUCAUACCUGUACAAAGGUGAGAGAGUCAUUAUUUUUCUUGCCCAGUGUUCAGCAUCUUAAGUAGCUACCCAGCAGGGAUAAUUUACUGUGUGAUAGAGUUUUAUACUUUCCUACUUUUCUAUGAACAACUUAUUAUCAUAAAUGCUUGUUCUGAAAUAAGUGUAAAAUAUCUUGAGCAAUACAUUUUUUAUCACAUCUCAACAUUUUGUUGGAUCGUCUUCGAAGAAGGGUUCAACUUCAUUGGAUGUGAUUUUACAUUAGAUAACCUUUUACCUGACUUUAUUUUGCUUUAUUUGUCAUUUGAAGAAGAGUCAUUUGGUAAGUGACUCUUUUUCAAAAUUAAGACAUUUCAACUUCUCUAAAUUAUAUGGUGAUGUGAUGUGUCUCGAUCUUGAUAUUUGUCAAUCUCGGAGUGUAAUGUCUCCAUCUGUUCAUCUUUAAUUCUCAGUCUUUACAUGAUGAGACGUUUUGAAAUAUCCCGACCUUAAUUGACAUUAUAUCUCAAUUUCAGACAUUUUGAAAUAUAAGGUUUGAGGAAUGUUUACAUUUCAAUCUUAUAUUGAGUGACAAUGAAACACUACUUGUGACAAUGAGACACAACAUGUGUCAAUGAGACACAACAUGUGACAAUGAGACACAACAUGUGACAAUGAGACACAACAUGUGACAAUGAGACACAACAUGUAACAAUGAGACAUAACAUGUGACAAUGAGACAACAUGUGACAAUGAGACAUAACAUGUAACAAUGAGACACAACAUGUGACAAUGAGACACUACAUGUGACAAUGAGACACUACAUGUGACAAUGAGACACUACAUGUGACAAUGAGACACAACAUGUGACAAUGAGACACAACAUGUGACAAUGAGACAACAUGUGACAAUGAGACACUACAUGUGACAAUGAGACACUACAUGUGACAAUGAGACAACAUGUGACAAUGAGACACUACAUGUGACAAUGAGACACUACAUGUGACAAUGAGACAACAUGUGACAAUGAGACACUACAUGUUACAAUGCAACACAACAUGUGACAAUGAGACAUAACAUGUGACAAUGAGACAUUACAUGUGACAAAACAUUACAUGGCAUAGCAUUAAGGUGGGUUGAUUAAAUAUGUUGAUAUUUGUGUCGGGAAUGAGAGGAUUCCCUAGAUAGUGCUUGAUGGUGUAUUUUACCUUUGUGUGACCCUUGAUGGUGUAUUUUACCUUUGUUUGACCUGUUAGGUAAAGUUAAUUAUAACUCCCAGAAUGUGUUCCCUGCUACAGUGUAAUGUGCAGUACAGCUAAUGUGAGGUCAUGGUGGGUUUGUAAUAACAGUGACAGCUCUGUUUUGGGGGGAUUUUGUUAAAAUUGUUAGAAGUUUUUUUGUACUGCACUACCAGAUGUCCAUACUAUUUUCUACAAUAGUACUAGAGUUAGCAUAUAUCAUUUUCUACCUUAAAUGUUUAAGUCUAGUUUCCAUGUCUUGUUGCCAAAGGAUGAAACAAAUCUAUUUUUGUUUGAAUUUUCUAUUCUUGAUAAUACUUGUGGUACAGGAUGCCAUUUGCCUAUAAUUUGGGAUGUUUUGCUCCACACAUAGGCUUAAAUGUGUCUCUGUAUCAGAUGAUAUAUGAUGUGCAAACCCCAGGCAUUGUUUGGUUUCAGUGGGAAAAGUAUUGAAUAUAACAAGAUGUUUCUCACCAAUUAACAUUAUUGGUUUUCAUCGGUGUAUUUAAACUGAUCCACUGCCAUAGGACAAAAUUAAAAGGACAUUUCAAAUCUGUAAAAAUAAAUAACCAUAGUACAAAUCAACUUUCAUGAAAAAUAGAUUUUAGAUUAUUUUAUUCUAUCUGAAAGUUGACUUAAUAUGCCGAAUUUUCUUAAGAAAAUAAUAUAAAUCAGCAAAAAAAUCUUCAGUGUUAAAAUGCAGUAACAAAUUGCAGUUCUAGUAUGUUGUUUAGUUACUGAACCUGAUACCGUAAUAAUUUUGGUGGGGAAUGGAAAUUAUUACAGGGAGAUUAAGUCUGUGGGAUCAAAACUUAGUUAAAGAUGUGCUUAUUACAGGGAUAAAAUUCAGUUUGUUAUUUGUAUUUGUAGUUCUCCUAAAUAGCACAGGGUUAUUGUAGGAUGUAUACAACAGGUUAUACCUACCGACCUACAGUACCUAGUGGACAUACAACAGGUUAUACCUACAGUACCUAGUGGACAUACAACAGGUUAUACCUACCGACCUACAGUACCUAGUGGACAUACAACAGGUUAUACCUACCGACCUACAGUACCUAGUGGACAUACAACAGGUUAUACCUACCGACCUACAGUACCUAGUGGACAUACAACAGGUUAUACCUACAGUACCUAGUGGACAUACAACAGGUUAUACCUACCGACCUACAGUACCUAGUGGACAUACAACAGGUUAUACCUACAGUACCUAGUGGACAUACAACAGGUUAUACCUACCGACCUACAGUACCUAGUGGACAUACAACAGGUUAUACCUACAGUACCUAGUGGACAUACAACAGGUUAUACCUACCGACCUACAGUACCUAGUGGACAUACAACAGGUUAUACCUACAGUACCUAGUGGACAUACAACAGGUUAUACCUACAGUACCUAGUGGACAUACAACAGGUUAUACCUACAGUACCUAGUGGACAUACAACAGGUUAUACCUACAGUACCUAGUGGACAUACAACAGGUUAUACCUACUGACCUACAGUACCUAGUGGACAUACAACAGGUUAUACCUACCGACCUACAGUACCUAGUGGACAUACAACAGGUUAUACCUACCGACCUACAGUACCUAGUGGACAUACAACAGGUUAUACCUACCGACCUACAGUACCUAGUGGACAUACAACAGGUUAUACCUACCGACCUACAGUACCUAGUGGACAUACAACAGGUUAUACCUACAGUACCUAGUGGACAUACAACAGGUUAUACCUACAGUACCUAGUGGACAUACAACAGGUUAUACCUACCAACCUACAGUACCUAGUGGACAUACAACAGGUUAUACCUACCGACCUACAGUACCUAGUGGACAUACAACAGGUUAUACCUACAGUACCUAGUGGACAUACAACAGGUUAUACCUACCGACCUACAGUACCUAGUGGACAUACAACAGGUUAUACCUACAGUACCUAGUGGACAUACAACAGGUUAUACCUACCGACCUACAGUACCUAGUGGACAUACAACAGGUUAUACCUACAGUACCUAGUGGACAUACAACAGGUUAUACCUACAGUACCUAGUGGACAUACAACAGGUUAUACCUACCGACCUACAGUACCUAGUGGACAUACAACAGGUUAUACCUACAGUACCUAGUGGACAUACAACAGGUUAUACCUACAGUACCUAGUGGACAUACAACAGGUUAUACCUACCGACCUACAGUACCUAGUGGACAUACAACAGGUUAUACCUACCGACCUACAGUACCUAGUGGACAUACAACAGGUUAUACCUACCGACCUACAGUACCUAGUGGACAUACAACAGGUUAUACCUACCGACCUACAUUACCUUGUGGCUAUUUUUGUGAAGAGGUACGUGUCUCGUAUGUGCUGAUUCUAUGUCCUUAUCGUAAUGUUGAUUAUAUCUGAAAUUUUUCAUGUUUAAGCCAGGAAAGACACUAUGAAUCUUGAUGUGAUACACUUAUCUCAAUGUUGUUUCAGCUCGGCUGUAAGAUGUUUGUUUUAUGAUAUGGUGUAGAUCAUUUGAUAACAUAGUAUUGUGGUAGCACAGGGUCUUGUAACAUUAUCCCUACCUUAUACACCUUUGAUAUAUGUGUUUUAUAUAGAAUGGGUGUUUGCUACAAGUCCCUGUGUUUUUACUCUUAUACCGUGUAUAUUAUAUACUGUGUAUAUGAUGUGUGUUUCUUCUCUCUGAUAACAUUGCACUUUUCCUGCAAUACUGAAAAAAUAGUAUUUUCAUAUUUUUUCUACCAAUUUUUUAUGGGGAUUCCCAGUGGUCAUGUGUAUGUUACGAUAAUAGGUAAAUUACUCGUAUGAUUUUGAACAUAUGUAAUGGAAUAGAGAGAAAUCUCAUUUUCUUUCAUUUUUUUUCAUUUUUUUAUGCAACUUCCCAGAAUUCACCAUGUUUAAUCAUUCAGGAGUAGAAAUUGGAAAUGUUGAAGGCACUUGUUGUAUAUGCCAGCGCUCUGUAUUUAAUAUUUUUUGCUGACUUCUCCCAAGAGGUUUUGACCUGUAUCGUUUUGCUGUCUCUUUCCAAAGAAUGGAAUGAUUUAUAUUGUUUGUGUUGCCAUGGUUUUACUGCCUACAGUGUAUAUCUACUGCCUUUUCUCGACAGUCUGUGACCUACAUACAAACGGAGUAGUCUCCUAACUAACCUAACACUAUAUUUUUAUACUUUUAUAUGAGAUGUCCCUUGUAUAAUUUAUACAUAUGUUUCUUAUUCUGUGUGUAUUUAACUUUAUUAUUGGUGCUGUUCGUUAUACUGCCCCACCCCUGGGGCAUUAUGACAUGUGUUGCUCUGCCCCACCCCUGGAGCAAAGUGAUUGGCUUUUUAAUCUGUCCCAACCCUUGGGCAUACUGAUUUUGUUAUUGUGCCACUCUGAGGCAUACUGGUUUUGUUACCCUGCUCGUCACUCGGCAGUAACAUCUGUCUGUUACUGUGUCCAAUGUCUAAAUCAUUGUAACUUUCUAACAAUACCCAACUCGUGGGUAGACCUACUGCCAUAUAUGCUGCCCAUCCCGUGGAUAUGUUACCUUGACAUAUCCCAGGGCCAGUUUAUGGUUACAACUCCAUAUCAAGGUUCAACUUAAGUACUGUAUUCGCUGUACAGGGCCCUAAAGUCAGAGGGAAAAAGGGACACUAAUUAGGGUGACAUAAAAGAGUACUUCAAUAGUCUAGGGAGAAAAAAGUAUGUCAAAAGUGUAGAGGGAAAAAUGUAUGUCAAUAGUCCAGAGGGGAAAACGUAUGUCAAUAGUCCAAAGGGGGAAAAUGUAUGUCAAUAUUAGUCUGGAGGGGGAAAGUAUGUCAAAAGUGUAGAGGGAAAAAUGUAUGUCAAUAGUCCAGAGGGAAAAAGUUUGUCAAAAGUGUAGAGGGAAAAAUGAAUGUCAAUAUUAGUCUGGAGGGAAAAAGUAUGUCAAAAGUGUAGAGGGAAAAAUGUAUGUCAAUAUUAGUCUAGAGGGGAAAUGUAUGUCAAUAGUCCAGAGGGAUCACUUCGGAAAUAGAAAACUUUGAAUUUGAAAUAAAAAUGUUGAAAUUGAACCAUAUUGUGUAGUGGGUGGGUAUAGGGGGAUGACAUUAUGUUACACAGUAGGAAAAGAGUUAUUAAUUUUCUUCAGCUGGUCUGGAACGGGGGAGGGACCUUGACAUACAGGGGAGAAGAAAGGGAAAAAAAAGGGAGGCGUACUAAUUAUGGUAAAUAGGGUGAGGGGUACUGAUUAUGGCGAAUACAGUAGAUUGAAAACUUGAGAUAUUAUCGCAAAGGUGAUAUUUGUCUUUUUAAACAUGUUUACCUGCUAUAUCUUAUACUGAUUUAUAUAAUUGUUCGAAUCAAUAAUGCAUGUAAGCUUUUUUAGUGAAUUUGAAAAUGUUUCUUACCAAGACUUGGUAUCUUGUUUGUUACACUAUCAUGCAAUAAUGUACGAUUAAUGAGGGAUUGUGAAUAUUGUAGUUCCUAUAAAAUGUUUUAUAUGAUAUUUUGUAGCUCUGUCCUAUAAUGUUGUAAUAUCAAUGUUAUAAUAUAUAGGGGUUCCUUAACCUGAUAUAUCCAUCUAACUGACCUUGUUUCUGGUGAAGACAAUAGGUAUUUACUAAUCCCAUGUAAUUGUUGGUGGAUUUGGAGUGAGGAAUUCAAUUAUAUACAGGGUUCUCAUACAGAUAAUCCUCUGUCCUCAACCCAAAUAUACACACAGGGUUCUUUGUCAACCUAGAGAUACAUACAAAGUUUUCUUUUAAUCCAUAGAUAGUUGUCUAUCAAUUCAUAGAUAUACAAUUGUUCUCUAUAAACCUAGAUACAUACAAGGUUUUCUGUUCUCAGCCUAUAGAUUCAUCAAGGUUCUUUGCCAACCCAUAGAUACAUCAAGGUUCUUUGUCAACCCAUAGAUACAUCAAGGUUCUUUGUCAACCCAUAGAUACAUCAAGGUUCUUUGUCAACCCAUAGAUACAUCAAGGUUCUUUGUCAACCCAUAGAUACAUCAAGGUCUUUGUCAACCCAUAGAUACAUACAAGGUUCUUUGUCAACCCAUAGAUACACAAGGUUCUUUGUCAACCCAUAGAUACAUAUAAGGUUCUUUGUCAACCCAUAGAUACAUUAUGUACACAAAAGGUUCAUCUUAUCGACCCAUAGAUGCAUUCAGAGCUUUCUAUUAAACCAUACAUACAACAGUGUUCUCUAUCAAUGUACAGUACAAAAUUUGUUUCAACCCAAUGGUACAUACAUAAUUCUCUGUCAACGGAUGAAUACAUAGGGAGUUCUUGACUCUUGGUCAUACAGAGCUCGACCAGAUUUCCCCUAUAUAUAUGUACAAUACAUUCAAUGUCCUCUGUCACCUCCAUGUAUAUAUACAGGGUUGUCUCCUUAGCUAGAAAAACAGGGUAGCCCCUGGGUUAAUUGUGAUCUCAGUCUCGCCAGUCCUAUUGUAUUGUAAAACCAUCUUCUUGAAACAGACAAUAAUACAUUUCAGUGGUGAAUGUCAGCUCUUGUCAUCCCCCUAAUCCUCCUCAUAUCACCAAACAUGCAGGAGGAUUGUAUGGAGAUAGGGGAGAUAAACAUAAUUAUCCAGGUGAAAUCAAGGACAGAUAAACAGAGUUAUCCAGGUGAAAUUAAGGACAGAUAAACAGAAUUAUCCAGGUGAAAUCAAGGGGAGAUAAACAGAAUUACCCAGGUGAAAUCAAGGGGAGAUGAACAGAAUUAUCCAGAUGAAAUCAAGGGCAGAUAAACAGAAUUAUCCAGAUGAAAUCAAGGGCAGAUAAACAAAAUUAUCCAGGUGAAAUCAAGGGCAGAUAAACAGAAUUAUCCAGGUGAAAUCAAGGACAGAUAAACAUAAUUAUCCAAGUGAAAUCAGUCAAAAACACUGUUACAUGCCACCAAUUUCUCUGGCCUCAGUAUAUAAAGCUGUGACUCAUUAAUCAUUGAAAGUACAUGACACAAAUUUAAGAAGAAAACAAAAUUCUUCAUCUCCCAUGUGUUCAUCAUUGUAUGAAUAGGAGAUGGCAUCACCACUGGACUAUUCCAUUCAAGUUUCAAAGGGGAUGGUAGGGUCAUCGGGUAUUUUGAAUAUGUAUUACCAGCAGCUGGUGUAAUGAUUUUUUUUUUAAAUAUAUAUUUUUAACAAUGAAUAUGUACAAAUUCAUGUAUGUGUAUAUUUCAAUUUUUUCACAUUCAUAUUUUUUUUUAUUAUAGUACUUUUGUAGAUGUUGAUACAGUGAUACCAAGGUAAUUUGUGUAUAUAUGUUGCUAUAGUCACUCCUUGUCAGGGAUUUAUUUUGUACUGACAAACACCAAAGACAUGGGGGAUAGAAAAUGUAGAUUAAACCCCAGUUAGUUUUCAUGGUAACUGUUAAUUUCAGUGCUUCUGUCUGAUGUACAUUUGUAUAUGUUUAUAUAAAAGAUCCCUUUUGUGGGUGGCAGAGUAGCAAACCUUGAUGUACAUAUACCAGUAUAACCUUUCUGACAACUCAUCAGUAGUAAUUCCUGGUAAUUCUGACAAUAAAAGACAAUAAAAUGAGUUGUUUCCCUUUACUACUGAGUUAUGCCCCUUUAAACAAAACUUGAAUCUGGUGUGCUGUUUGUGCUGGUUGCUGGUGACCAGUUAACACAAAAAAAACAGUGCACGAUGUGGAAGAAUUCCUGUUGAUUUGGAGAGAUGGUGGAACAGUACAUGGGAUGGGGAUCAGAGAAAGAGGAAGAUGAGAAUAGAUACAUAGAUAAAUAUUCUGUUAUUUAUAAAAAAAAAAAACAUUUCGGGUCAGAAUUAAAUGAAACAUUUGUUAGGACAUGUUUUAACAUCCGCAGAAAAAACCCAACUUAAUUGAAUUGCAAUUUGGAAUGUCGGUUUUUCAGUCAUUUUGAAUCAGUGACAUCUCACCGUAACUUGCUCUCAUCAAAGUCUGACCCAGCAAACAUUUCUCAGACAUGCCAGAGUCAAGUUGAUCGUGACUGAUAUCUAGUUCACUCUGCUGAUUACCCGCCUGGUGUGAGACACCCCUAAUUAGUUGAUUAAUGACCUACUAUUUUUGUAGUUUAAGGGAAUAUGUUAAUGAUGUUAGAUAUAGGGCAAUUCUGUUAAAUCUUAUUAAAGAAAAUAGCUUUAUUUUCUAAUGUAAAAGCUUUUAUAUAUGAAUAUAUAUAUAUAUAUAUAUCAAGUUUGUUUAUCAGUCUUUCCAAAUCAUUGAUUUAAUUUAAUGUAUACUUGUAUAUAAGUUCUGUAACAAUAAUUAUUUUUAUGCUACUGUUUUAAUGUUGAAGCUAGAUUAGAGUUAUAAGUUCUAUUUUUAGUACAGAAAUAUUGAAAUGCUUUGUGUUUGUCUGCUCCAAGUGUUUGUUAUGUACUUUUUUAUUAUAACAUUAAGUGAUAUUGUACGACAGUACACACAUAUGGUAUUGUACUAGUGAUUUAUAAUUAUUAUUUUAAAUGAUUCAGACAAUCUAAUCUUCCGUUUCUCGAGAAUGACUUUCAGACAGUAUAGUUAAACGAUUCAGACAAUCUAUGAGUAACCUGAUGUUUCUCAAGAUAGAUUUAAGACAUGUAUCAUUUCUGGAAAAAAUUGUUCCAUUAUAAUUACACAAUCCAGAAAAAAUCUAUUAAUCUUCUGCAUCUGAAUAUAUCUUAAAUUUCUGUGAUUCAUAUGUUCACACCUGACCUGUUCAAAAUUAAAUAAAAUUCAUAUUAGUGACUCGGUCUUGCUUCAUAAAAAUGUGUUAGAAAAUUUGUUAUCAUGUUAAUGAAGGUACCAUGUAGCAAGGUAUAUUUUUUCUUACAGAAGUUAGAAGCCUACAUGUCCAAGACAUUUCCAUCUUGUUCGUAAUUACUGGAUGCAGAUUUACUUGAAUCGUGAGAUCCUUAUCUAAUGAUGUGAAGAUUAAUCAUGCUGAUGCAAUAAAAUAUAUUUUUGUGUAAUAAAUAAAUAGUUAAUGCAGAUUAUAUUCAGUUUAGAAAAACAUUGUAAAUUAAAAAAAAAGGGAAAUGUUCAAAUUCAACAGUUCAAACUGAAACAUAAUUAUCAAACACCAAAUCUGGUUAUCAGUGUUGAGUGGAAUUAUCAAACACCAAACCUGGUUAUCAGUGUUGAGUGGAAUUAUCAAACACCAAACCUGGUUAUCAGUGUUGAGUGGAAUUAUCAAACACCAAACCUGGUUAUCAGUGUUGAGUGGAAUUAUCAAACACCAAAUCUGGUUAUCAGUGUUGAGUGGAAUUAUCAAACACCAAAUCUGGUUAUCAGUGUUGAGUGGAAUUAUCAAACACCAAUUCUGGUUAUCAGUGUUGAAGAUAUUGUUCAGGGAGUCAGAUUUAUAAGGUUUUAAUGUUGUGGGGGAUUUUCACUUUUUGACAAUAUUCUGUACAGUACAUUGUUUUUUAUUGUCUUACUAUGGUCCGAAAUCUGCCUGUUUUGUACAUAAUUGAAAUGUAUUCAUUAUAUACUGGACAUGUCCAACGCUUCUCUUAUAGGCUCUAUACUGACAAAGCGUUUCUCGUUUUCAUUGCAAUUUUCUUAAAAUUGAUUGAUUGACUAUUCCCAAUCUUGGUAAAUGUUUUUGGUGUAUAUAUGAAACUGAUCCUUAUGCAAUAUUUGGAGGGUCACACAAGAAGAUCAUAAUUGUCCUGUAUGGACAGUGGAGAAGUUCUGGCAAAUUGUCCCUGUAUUGGAAUAAAGAUGCUUUGUCAGUAUUGUGAUGCUUAGGAUUGCGAUGUGUAGCCUUGUAGGUAAUUUUUGUGAUGUGUCCGACAGCCUCUGUCCAGCUCUAUGUGUCUGCAUUUCUCCUGGUCAAACAGAUGUGAUUCGAUUCUUGUUACCAUGAUCUUUUGUUACAUGAAGAUUUUUGUCAAAAUUUCAAUUACAAAAUGUCAACAAAUACCAAAUUGUCUUUGUAUUAGGCCAAAACAUAAGUUGUAAUAAUUUCACACAGUUUGUGGGAUUUGUUGUUUUUUUUAACUCAUUUGUAUUAAAUGAUAGUUGAGAGAAAAUAUAACCACUUAAACUGAUAUGUAUAAAAAAAACUGCCAAAGUGAACACAAGACUUUCAGUAGUUGAAAAGUAAAAAAUAGGUUGAUAAGUUGAAUAAUGAAGAUUGAGGUAUUUAAAAAUCAGACUUCAUUUUGAAAUUUAGAUACAUAUUUCAGAUUUUUUGGUCAGGUUGAUAAUUUCAUUAUUGUUUAUUGCAGAAAAAAAUUGUUGUAAAGGCCUAAAUAUCUGAAAGUGAUAUCGUAAAAAUUCACAAUUGCCAAUCCCUACUGCAGAUAUUGUGCACUUUGGUUUCACUGCUUCUAUAAAUGCCUUGUGGUAGUAAGAUAUAUCAAGCUUUGUAAGGUUGUUCAUGUGAACACAGUCCAAUAACAAAUUGGUUAGCUUUCAUCAUUGUUAGUAUUGGAGUUGAAUUAUCAUUUCACUAAGAAAAGUUGAAUUAUCAGUUCACUAAGAAACAAAAUUAGAAAGAGGACCAUAUUCCUACAUGAUGAACAAUUCUAAGCACCUUGGUCAAAUAGUAAUACUUCCAUUAGAGCGGUUGUGAUGGUCCAAAUGGUUGCAGUCCUAUUUUUAAUAACCAAUGGUCGCAGUCCUCUUACAAUUAAACUUUUAGGCCCGUUAACACAAUAUUGAAGUAUACAUGGUUUGUAUAGAGGAUACUCUAGUAAGAAUUUUCAAUUCCAAUUAAGAAUGUUGAUUUAAUUUAGGAUAUAGUAGACAGCCAAUCUUGCUUUAUGCCUAUUGUGUUUGUCCGUUAAUAUUAAGGAUGUUUUACAAAUCAUUCCUGUUUGUAACUUAACCCAGGCCUCUUUCAUUGUUAACAUGUGAAUUCGAUUGUCAAUAUUUAUUGAGAUAUUUUCAUGAGCCCAUCGAUUUAUUAUUAUUACAACAUUUUAUUAUUGAAGAUGUUUCUAUUUAUUUACUCGCUAAUCUGAUUAUGAAAUGUGAAGUUCAUAUUGUGACAUUUUGAUAUGUUGUGACAAAUAAAGCGAAAGCUGACUAA
Pecten maximus is the source of this 17518-nucleotide messenger RNA. RefSeq names its product diacylglycerol kinase delta-like. Gene Ontology annotation, molecular function: protein binding; ATP-dependent diacylglycerol kinase activity. Lineage: Eukaryota; Metazoa; Mollusca; Bivalvia; Pectinida; Pectinidae. The record is from RefSeq and is a predicted model, not a curated record. Bases 40 to 3792 code for a protein of 1250 amino acids. The transcript has 37 exons. Gene Ontology annotation, biological process: diacylglycerol metabolic process; lipid phosphorylation; intracellular signal transduction.